Penicillium cinerascens is the source of this 513-nucleotide messenger RNA. RefSeq names its product Mpv17/PMP22 family protein. Bases 1 to 513 code for a protein of 170 amino acids. Lineage: Eukaryota; Fungi; Ascomycota; Eurotiomycetes; Eurotiales; Aspergillaceae. The transcript is spliced from 3 exons. The record is from RefSeq and is a predicted model, not a curated record. Gene Ontology annotation, cellular component: membrane; mitochondrion; cytoplasm.
AUGCAGCUCAGUAGUGGUGUGGUUAUGUGGUCUAAAAAAGUCCAUUCGGAGCCUACUGGCUCGCAAGGCUACGACCCAAGACGCACCCUACGACAUUUAACUGUGGGCAUAAUAGCUAGCAUUCCAUCCUACGAAUGGUUUAUGUUCCUCCAUCGCCAUUUCAACUUCACGUCGAAGAUUGCAUCACUUAUCACCAAGGUCAUUGUCCAACAAGCGGUCUAUACGCCUGUCUUCAACGCCUACUUUUUCACUAUGCAAUCACUACUUUCCGGAGCCUCGCUAGGGGAAACUCUAGUGCGACUGCAACUUGCACUGCCUACGAGCAUCGUCGAUAGUGUUAAGGUGUGGUCUGGGGUUGCUUUUGUCAGCUUUCUGUGGGUUCCACCUCAGUUCCGCAGUGUGUUCUCUGGGUGCGUGGCCGUAGGCUGGCAGACUUAUCUGAGCUGGAUGAACCAGAAUGUGGCGAGUGUGGCGCACCAAACAGCCGAGAUUCACGGCAAGAUUGAGACAUAG